Messenger RNA from Ruditapes philippinarum (Manila clam), 2783 nucleotides. Its product is annotated as probable maltase-glucoamylase 2. Bases 90 to 1178 code for a protein of 362 amino acids. The transcript has 5 exons. The record is from RefSeq and is a predicted model, not a curated record. Lineage: Eukaryota; Metazoa; Mollusca; Bivalvia; Venerida; Veneridae.
AAUUUUCCCAAACAAACCCUUCAAGUGUUAUUAAAGUUGGUUACAAGCCGGAAUUAGGGAGAUUGGAUUCGCUAGCACUUUAUAGUUCAAUGCUUGACCAAUCACAAUCAGCAGCCUGCUCUGAGAAUAAUGGGCGUGGUCCAUGCAGUACAUUUUGUCUGCCUAAAAACACCGGAUACAAGUGUGCAUGCGAAGACAACGUAGCACUAAAAAGUGAUGGCAAAACAUGUGAAAAUGUUGAACUGCGGACAACAACUACUUCUACUAUUCCUACUACAACUACUCCUACUACUACAACUACUACUACUCCUACUACUACUAAAACUACUACUACUCCUACUACUAAAACUACUACUACUCCUACUACUACAACAACUACUACUACUACAACUACUCCUACUCAUACUAGUACACCUACGCCUACAACUACAACUACUCCUACUACUACAACUACUCCUACUACUAAAACUACUACUACUCCUACAACUACAACUACUCCUACUACUACAACUACUCCUACUACUACAACUACUACUACUCCUACUACAACUACUACUACCACUACAACUACUACUACUCCUCCUACUACAACUACUACUACUAACCCAUCAGAAGAUUCAACUAGAUACCCAAAAACAACACAAUCUUCAUCGGAAGUGCCAACGACUUCGCCAAAAACGACCCCGUCAACAUCAAAACCGCUACCGAUUGCGGCUAUUGGUGGGGCCAAUGCCGGGUUUGCAGUCUUGAUCAUUGUCAUAAUUGUCCUAGUUUGUGUUAUCGUUAAAAGGCGCAACAAUAAUGGAAACAAAGGCGGUGACAGUGUGAGUUAUAAUCAUUUUGCUUCUGACAUAGCCUUUUUGACACCGCCUGCUGAUAGCCCAAACAGACCUGAUUCAACUUAUGAUGUUAUAGGCGGCUUUGAUGAGCUGGAAAACAAGAAAAAUCAAGAGAGUGAAUACACGAAUGUGUAUGAGCAGUUAAGCUUCAAGAGGAAAGACGUUCCAACAAGCGAGUUUAGACCAUCAGCAUUUCCAAACGUCUAUGAAGACAUGCAUGAGUCUACAAUGAUUACAAGUGGUGUACUGCAAGAUGAUUACUUGCAGCCAUCUCAUGUAAAUCCAAGUUUCUCCUCCGAUGAUGCCGACUUCAAUAACCCUGUUUAUUUAGAUGAAUAGAAGUGUCACAAACCCAAAACUCCAAUUUUCUAACAUCAACAGAUCUACAACAAGCUAAGCAAAUAAUAAACACAGGAAUCGCGAGUUUUGAGCCCUAGUUCGAGUGAAAAUGAUAUUUUUUAUAACUUGUUUUUGUCAUAGGUCUCUCCAGGUCAAGGGACAAUUGAAAACAUUGUGUAUACACGGUAUUAAAUUUGCCUGAAGUCAGUGACGUAAUUGUUUGAAUAAUCUUGAUACUUAAUCGGAUUAAAUCAUGUUGAAGCGAAUAGUAAAUAUUUUAACAACUGUAUAAUUUAACCAGUUAACAAGGUGAUGUUUUGUUAGAGAACUUUUUUAUUCUUUCACCAUAUGAACUUGUGUUAGUUAAUUAGGAGAAUCAGAUACAGAUAUUGCUUAAGCUUUGUUCUUCAGUAAUACCCUUAAUGGUAUGAAAAGAACAUUUCACUUCAGUAAUUAUGUAUACAUUUUGUACAUUUGUUGAUUAAAAAGCCCUUACAUUAUUGAUAGCAAAGAGGGUUGAUGUAAAAAUAGUUAGCACUAUGUAUUGUAUAUUAAGAUGUAUGUAUGAAUUAUACCAAACACACGCGUUGGUUAUUUUACCAAUCUAUACACAUGAUUUUUUAACCUUUGUUUAUUUUUGUAUUUUAAUGUUUUAUUGCCAUUUCAAAUAAGUUGAAAGAUCAAUGUUUAAAUCAAUAGAUGACUUUUUUCUCUAUGUAGCGAUAUUUUUUAUUCAAUUAUAUUAUAAUACGAGUGUAACAAUUAACCUUCUUAUCAAAGCAAUUAUAUAUGGCACAAAUGAUAAGUUAGAAGGAUGGUAACUUUUACGAUCGGAUCUACUAGUCUAAUAUUCCGAUCGUGUCUCAUUUUACUAGUCUGAGAUUCCAUUCUGUUUAUCCAAUUAAAGGUACAUAAUGCCUCAGAAACAAAUAAAUUUUAUCUUCUUUUGAAAGGACAAACAUGAAUCUUGUUACCUGAAGAUAAAUGUGAAAUAACUUGUCAUAAAUGUAUCAAAGUGAAAACAAAAUAGUUCUUGACUUCAAUACAAAAUACUCAUUCAGUUAAAUUAUAUAUAUUGUCAAAAAGCAACAUGUAAAAAUAAUUGUUCGGGUGAUUGGCCAAUGAGUAACUACUAUUGACACUGUAAAAGUACAAGAACAUUAAAAAGCUUUGAGACAUAAACAUAAAGAAUUUUUUGAGGUAAGAUGGACCUUUAAGAAAUGAAUGUUAUUAUUGAGCAUGAGAUUUAUUUUGAACAAUUUAUGGUUUAUCUUAAGUGACAUGUCGUUUGAACUAUUCGGAGAUUUUUUGUAAUAUAACGGGAUCUUUUUAGUAACAUAAUUUUUAGAAUUUUGUAUAUAAUUUUUAAGACUAUAUUCAAAUGUUUGAAAUGAUGUGUCUUUUUGUAAUAUAAAGUGAUCUUCUUAGUAAGAUAUUUUUAGAGUUUUGUAUAAUUUUAAUGUGUAUGAUCCAAGACUAUAUAUUCAAAUUUUGAGAUGUUAAUAUAUAUGUUGUAUUUGUACAUGUACAUGCGUCGCCUUUGUGAACUUCAUGGAACAAGAAUGUGGUGUAUUUAUAAUGCUAAUAAAACGACUGUAAUCGUAA